Messenger RNA from Cololabis saira (Pacific saury), 2136 nucleotides. RefSeq names its product arf-GAP with dual PH domain-containing protein 1-like. Bases 166 to 1299 code for a protein of 377 amino acids. NCBI's taxonomy places the organism in Eukaryota, Metazoa, Chordata, Actinopteri, Beloniformes, Belonidae. The record is from RefSeq and is a predicted model, not a curated record. Gene Ontology annotation, cellular component: intracellular membrane-bounded organelle; plasma membrane. Gene Ontology annotation, biological process: positive regulation of GTPase activity. Gene Ontology annotation, molecular function: phosphatidylinositol bisphosphate binding; GTPase activator activity. The transcript is spliced from 11 exons.
CCAAACAGCAUCCCCGCCGGACCAUUACAUGCCCCUCUUCAAGUUCACCCAGUCUGCCAGUCACUUCACAAUGACUGGCUUCUCGUAGCUCUGCAGCUCCAGCACCGUCUCUCCGGGUCACUGUCACAGGAGUUUGAGGAUUUCCGCAGCAGGAUCGAUCUUCUCAUGGCUUCGGGGCCAGAAAAGAACCGACAGCUUCUGAAACGGCUUCUGGAGAAGCCGGGGAAUGGAAACUGUGCCGACUGCGGAGCUGCAGACCCAGAGUGGGCAUCCUACACUCUGGGAGUAUUCGUGUGCCACAGCUGCUCAGGCCUCCACAGAAACAUUGCUCAGAUCAGCAAAGUGAAAUCUGUUUUACUAGAUCCCUGGAGCUCAUCUGAGAUAGAGUUUAUGGACUCCAUGGGUAACAAUGCAGUCAAGGCCAAAUAUGAGCUGAUAGUUCCUGCCUUCUACCAUUGUCCUACAUACAACGAUUGCCUUCUCCUGCGGGACCAGUGGAUUCGAGCCAAAUACGAGAGGAAGGAGUUCAUGUGUGUGGAGAAGCAGGAGGCCUACUCUGCAGGCUACAGAGAGGGCUUUCUCUGGAAACGAGGACGAGACAAUGGACAAUACCUUAGUAGAAAAUUUAUUCUGUCUGAACACGAGGGUGUUCUGAAAUAUUUCAACAAGCAUGAUGCGAGGGAGCCCAAAGCUAUAAUGAGUAUCAAUACAGUGAACGCAACUUUCCAGCCAACUAAAAUAGGAACUUCUCAUGGGAUGCAGAUAACCUAUUUGAAGGAUAACAGCACCAGGAAUAUCUUUGUUUACCAUGAGGAUGGGAAGGAAAUAGUGGACUGGUUCAAUGCCAUCAGAGGAGCCAGAUUUCAUUACCUGCAGGUGGCUUUUCCAGGGGCUUCUGACUCUGAAUUAUUGCCUAAGCUAACUAGGAUCUACAUACAAGAGGGUUACAUGGAGAAAACUGGUCCAAAGCACACAGAGGGCUUCAAGAAGAGGUGGUUUACUAUGGAUGACAGAAGGCUCAUGUACUUCAAAGACCCACUGGAUGCCUAUGCGCGAGGUGAGGUGUUCAUUGGCAGUAAGGAAAACAGCUACACUGUGCUUCCGGGCCUUCCUCCCAACAUUCAGGGUUACCACUGGCAGUUUGGGAUUACCAUAGUGACCCCAGACAGGAAGUUCCUUCUUGCCUGUGAGACUGAAAAGGAUCAGAGAGACUGGAUGGCAGCAUUUCAGACUGUUAUCAACAGACCCAUGCUGCCACAGGAGUAUGCAGUGGAGGCAUAUUUUAAGCAUAAACCGUGAGUGUGCCUGUGCUCGAAGAACCGUUGCCGUGUUCCAUAGCCUAAGCCCUUACCAAAACUGAUGGGUGACGGAGAAGAACCCAAAGGUGAAGCAACUGUGACCAUCCCCACAACUAUUCCUCUUCCUCCUCUUCCAUGUCAACAUUUUUUACCAGAUUCAGUUCUUUCCGGGGGAAUUAAUCGCUUCCUUAUGAAUGUUAACACACUUACACACUUGAAAGUGAACAGUCAUGCUGCCCUGUAAGUUCAGAGGUUAUACCCUGAAAGCAUCAUCACCUGCAUGUACAUGGUUUUACAGUAUAUAUGUAUGUAUGAAUGCAAUGAUAUUUAAUUCUCAUUAUUUAUUUUUUGUAACUGUCUACUUUACUAUAUGACGCUUUUAAAUGUAGUAUGUUGAUAUUGAGCACUCCACCUCAGUUUGAGCUUAUUUUGUGUACAUUAAGCCUAUUAAUGUAACAUCUUCAUCAGUUACUGGCUUGAAUCACUGUUUUUGGUUUUGGAAAACAAUUAAAAGAAUUGCAAUCCCAUUUGGCCUUUACUUUAAUAUCAUGCAUUAUUCAUCCAGCAGAAGGAGAGAAAAAAAGAAAGGUUUUCAACUCACCCGGAACCCCCCCAUUAAAUCCCCAAUGGCUUGUUAACCUUACCCGACUGGUGACUGAACAUCGACACAGUAUUACAUAAUUUGUGCAUGCAGCGAAGACAGGGACAUGAAGAAUGUUAUAUGAGCCGUACCAUGACAUGAGCAGCAUUUACUGUGUCCAAACUUAAAGAGUCAGGCAGUGUUGAUGGUAGAAAUAAUACAAGAGUUUGAGGUAUGUUUGCUAAUAAAAGUGUGAAC